Messenger RNA from Protopterus annectens (West African lungfish), 1820 nucleotides. RefSeq names its product DLG associated protein 5 (gene DLGAP5). The record is from RefSeq and is a predicted model, not a curated record. The coding region runs from base 1 to 1041 and encodes 346 amino acids. NCBI's taxonomy places the organism in Eukaryota, Metazoa, Chordata, Ceratodontiformes, Protopteridae. The transcript is spliced from 8 exons.
AUGUUAAAUGAUGUAGAAGAUGUAAAUAAGAAAUAUGAAAAGCUGGUCAACUUGGAGACCAGUGGUUGGAAGCCAAGUCUUCCCCAAGUACAGGCCAAAAAACUGGUAAAGAAAAAGGCUGUUGUAGGGGUAUCUUCAAAACCAGGACCAAGUGAUGGUGGAAGAGCAGCUGCCAAAAGCCGUUUGGCAGCAAUAAAGGCAUCUAUGAAAGCUAAACUUAAGCAGGAGGAGACUACUGAGGCAUCGUCUGAACGUGUUGAAAAUGCAGAUAUGGUCGUGUUUGAUGCUGGCUUUUUUAUGGUAGAAAGUCCUGCAAAACAUUUUAAUGGUUCAACUUCUAAAAUGCAUGCCAAUAUUUCUUCAGGAAAAUGCAGGCCACAAACUGUUACCCCAAGAUCCAUAUCAAGGACUGCAAAAAGAAGCUGCAUUAUGUCGUUUGCCUCGCCCAUAAAUAAUCCAUUACAAAGUACAGAGAUCACUCAUACAUUCACACCACUUCCAAUGGUCAAUGUUGGAGAACAGUUAGAAAGGAUUGUUGCUGAAGAAAGCGAGUGUGGAAAUAUGAGGCACUGUAUACAAACGAAUAAUGAAUGCGUGGCAGUAAAUUGUCAGAAGAGCUGUCUUCCCGCCAAACUUACUUCUACAGAGUUUAACAGUUGUCCAAGUCCCAUGACUGCAAAAGUUACAGACAUUAUGGUGAAUUCAGCUGACACUGUUAGUAGUGACGUAUUAAUGUGUAGUCCAGAAAAGGAAAGCAUGCUUGAAAAGGCUCCUGAACAAUCCGAUGCCUCUUUGUCAGUGAAACAAAGUAAUGAAUUACAGUCUCUGUACAGCGCAGGACUGAGCCAUACUGACACAUUUCCAGCUGCUUCUGGUGAUGGAAUCCACAGUCAGUUGGAAACACAUGGCAAUCCUACACCACUAGAAAUGGCUGGUCUAAACUGCAUUACAUCUCCUUCCAACCAAAACCUUGCAUUAGCAUCUACCAUUACUGAUGACCUAAUUGUGUUUUCACCUGUUGGUACACCAUUUCAUCCAUAAAGAAGCCAAUGGAUUUUAUUUGCAACAUUAUGGAAACUUCAUCCACUUCCGAAAAUACUAUGUGAACUGUAAAUAUUUGUGUGUUUCUGUCUAGCAUACUGCUAAGAGUAUAAUUAACAUAUUUUAGCUAAUACUGAAAAAAGGUAAUACCUCAAGUUUAACAUAUGCAGUAUUUGCAACAAAAUUUCACCAGAACUGCUUACUAUGCCUUUUAAAAAUGGAAGACGUCACAGCUGUAAGAGUUCCACUGAGCUGUCUAAAAAUGGUCACCAUGAUUGGAGUACUUCUUCCAUUAACAACAUGCAGAAUACAAAACUGUGCAUCUUUGUUUUGUUUUACUUUCUAGCACUAUGUGAAUUUUUAAUCUUCUUAACAGAAUCAGUGCAUUAUGUAUCAGUUUUGAAAUGUGAUACUACUUUUAUUUAUUGCAGAAAUCCAUAAACUGAUGUACAUAACUUUAAUGAAACAUUUAGUGUUGUGCAGAUACCGGGGAUAGCAACUAAAACAGAGGAACACAUGCAUGGGGGGGAUACUACAGUUUGUAUAUCAUCAGAGAAAGUGCAGUCUGUCUUUUUUCCAGUGUCAUCCAUUCCCUCCACUAGUUGCAGUAAGUGAGCAACAAUAUGGAUAAAUCGAUAUCUACCUUUUAGAUGACCAAAUUUUAAAACUUAAAAAGACCAUAGUAGAAGUUAAACAGGAAGAAAAACACUGUAUACACUAGAUAUAAGCUGUUGUCAAAUAUACAUACAUUUUUGUUAAUAAAUCUGUUUAAAAUGGUA